Messenger RNA from Sesamum indicum (sesame), 1029 nucleotides. Lineage: Eukaryota; Viridiplantae; Streptophyta; Magnoliopsida; Lamiales; Pedaliaceae. The record is from RefSeq and is a predicted model, not a curated record.
UUCCCGUAAGGAGUUGGGGUUGUUGCCGCGAGCCCACAGUGGAAACUGGAAAGCACAUUCACAACAGAAAAUUACGCUAGUUAACUGCUCCACUCCUUAUUCACAACCGCAGCUGAAAUUGACGAUUCAACUCCUCCUCUCCACGGUCUCUUGUACAACACACCGCCGCGGGGUUAAAUUGUGUAGGAAAUUACACAAUCAAAGUUCUGCAUUGUUUCCAAGAAGAUGGUUUCUUUUGAGACAAGUGAUCUGAAGAAGGUUGGACUAGGAUUGACUGGGUUUGGCUUUAUAUUCACAUUCGCUGGGGUCUUGCUUAUCUUUGAUGAGGGUUUUCUAACAAUCGGAAAUAUCCUCUUCUUGUCUGGAAUGAUAUUGACUAUUGGAGUGAAGUCUUCCCUGCAUUUCUUCAUGAAACCCCAGAAUUAUAAGGCUGCUGUUUCGUUUGGUGUUGGUUUUUUCUUUGUAAUCACAGGAUGGCCUAUUAUUGGCAUGAUUGUGGAGGCAUAUGGUUUCGUAGUUCUUUUCAGUGAAUUCCGGCCUUCAAUAGCAAUUUUCUUCAGGAAGUUGCCAAUAAUUGGUUGGAUGCUACAUCAACCCUAUGUACCAGCUUACUUUGUCCGUCAGCGAGGCAGACGAGUUCCUGUCUAACAUUCAACUCAAAUCCUAGUGAAAACAAGACAGACAAAUCAGAGGAUGGAUAGUCUAUGACACUGAGUAACGAUCUCCUGAACCUUCUUGUGUUUCAGUUACCAAUCUGCAUCCUGCGCUGUGUGAUACAGUUAGAACUUAGCAUUGACCUGAUUCUCUGAUUGACUACAUGCUGUUUAAUAUUUGACACCCAUGCUGGUAAGUGGUAAUGCAUGAAACCUUAUUACUGAUAUACGGUAGGAAGAAGCAAUAGACUCUUAGCAGUGAUGGAUACCAAGGUUGGUGUUCCAGCUUAAAAUUGUCAAAGAUAGACGAAGUUGUAUUCAGGCAUCGGCUCCAUUACCGGCCUGUUGUUUGGCUAUCGACUUGCUUGUUUUAGUA